Molecule: messenger RNA, 1614 nt
Organism: Cyphellophora attinorum
Lineage: Eukaryota; Fungi; Ascomycota; Eurotiomycetes; Chaetothyriales; Cyphellophoraceae
Product: putative tartrate transporter
Exons: 6
Coding region: 1-1614 (537 amino acids)
Biological process (GO): transmembrane transport
Cellular component (GO): membrane
Molecular function (GO): transmembrane transporter activity
Source: RefSeq, a predicted model, not a curated record
AUGGUCUUCUCAGAUUUCUCCAAAGCCCGCCGCGAGGUCGAGGCAGAGGGCGUCUAUAUUGGUGGGUGGGGCAUCAGAAAUGCGAUCAUACCUCGCAAGAAGGGCGCUGCCAGCCAGGACAGAGCCGAGGAGGUCAAUGCCGUCAAGGACUGGACCGACGACGAAGAGCGCAAGCUCGUCAGGAAGCUGGAUCUUCGUGUCUUGUUUCCUUGUUGUAUCGUCUAUUUCCUGGCUUAUUUGGAUCGCGCCAACAUGGGCUAUGCUGCUACCAUGCAAAGCAAGAAGCCUGACAACAUCAAUCUUGAUCUCGGCCUGGUAGGCACGCAGUUCAACUGGGCAGUCUCAAUUACCUACUUUACGGUCACUGUACUCUUGCUACCUUCGAAUCUUCUUAUGAAGAAGAUUUCUGGCAAGCUCUACUUUCCCCUGAUUAUGGUCUUGUUCGGCACGGUCGUCUGCGCGAUUAGUGCUUCGAAGAAUGGUCCAGGCCUGCUAGCUGGUCGCUUUUUCUUAGGAGUGCCAGAAGCCGGUGUCGUCCCAACAUGCAUAAUGUACUUCAGCUUCUGGUACAAACCAUCGGAGAGAGCACUUCGAAUUGGCAUCUUCCAUGCUGCUAAUUCGUUGGCCUCCGGUGUCGGUGGCUUUUUGGCGGUUGGCAUCGACCACCUGAAUGGUGUUGCUGGACUGGCAAGCUGGAGAUGGCUGUUCAUCAUAGAGGGACUGAUGCCAAUUGUGAUGGCAGUCCCUGUCUACUUCCUCCUCUUGACCUUCCCAGAAAAUUCAAAGGCACUUAAUGAGCGAGAACGGCACAUUGCCAUCAAUCGAUUCGGCCGUGGCGCUACACGUCAGACCGAUGCUACCUGGUCGUGGCCGGUGUUCUGGCAGGUCAUUACGCGACCCAGUACCCUCAUCUUCUUUGUUGCGUAUGUCUGUGUCCUCAUCGUUGCCACGAGCCUGGGAACGUUCCUUCCGGUCAUCUUCAACACAUUCCUCGGAUUCAACUCAACCAAAGCAAACAUCUACACCAGUUUGAUCUACUUCGUAGCUCUGGUCGAGUACUGGGUAUGGAGCAAACACAGCGAUAUGACGCGAGAUCGCAUGUGGCACUACCUCAUUCCAAUCAUAAUCGCCAUCCCAUGUUUUGCUGUGUGGACGCAUGUGUCUAUACACGAGUCUUAUGGCAGCAUUCAGCCUAUCGCGCUGUACGGACUUGCCUUCCUCGGCAAAUCGGUCUCUAUCUGUCAGCCGGCAGCCCUCGCCUAUCGUUCUUCGACACUCUAUGGCGCAACAGAACAGGCCGUGGGAGGCGCAGUCGCGAUCGCCUCACUGUCAGUUGGCUUCGCCGCAUCUCUGGCUACUUUAUCGCUCACCAUCAUCUUGUACGCUAGCCUGCCAUUCUGGUAUCUUUGGGAGGCGCAGCGCCGCAAGCGCAAGUAUGGGCACGCCAUGCCCCUGAAGGCGCUCGAAGAUGCGUCUCACGCAAUGGUCAGCGAUGAGGCCAAGGCUCGGGAGCAGCAAACGCAGAUGAUGGAGGAGAAGGGAGCUGUUGCGGAUGUUGAGACGGCUAGCCAUGUUGAGGAGCUUGCCGAAAAUGAUAGCAAGCGCGCUCGGUGA